Molecule: messenger RNA, 6142 nt
Organism: Pan troglodytes (chimpanzee)
Lineage: Eukaryota; Metazoa; Chordata; Mammalia; Primates; Hominidae
Gene: STX6
Product: syntaxin 6
Exons: 7
Coding region: 2135-2599 (154 amino acids)
Biological process (GO): Golgi vesicle transport; intracellular protein transport
Cellular component (GO): membrane
Molecular function (GO): SNAP receptor activity
Source: RefSeq, a predicted model, not a curated record
GGGUGGGGUCAGGCCCUCCGACGCUUCGGGAGGAGCCGGGACUGGAGGCUGCCGAGGGGGCCGGCGCCCGAGUCCGGGAUUCGGCCAGUGGUGCUGAGCGAGUGCUGGACCAGCGGCCGUCCUGUGCACCUGGCCUGCGCGCGUGCCCGCUGCUCGGCUUCCCCCAGACUAAGGCGCGGGCAGCUGCGGGAACAGGCGGGGUGGGCGGAGGGAGACCGGGAGGCACGGGCGCCCUGUGCGCGGAGGAGGUGAAGGCGGCCGGGGCCGGGACGCCAUGUCCAUGGAGGACCCCUUCUUUGUGGUGAAAGGAGAGGUACAGAAAGCAGUCAACACUGCCCAGGGAUUGUUUCAGAGAUGGACAGAGCUCCUCCAGGACCCCUCCACAGCAACAAGGGAAGAAAUCGACUGGACCACCAACGAGCUGAGAAACAACCUCCGGAGCAUAGAGUGGGAUCUAGAGGACCUUGAUGAAACCAUCAAUAUCCUUUUCUGUGGUGUCUGUGCCAUUUGGGAUAAAUAGACAAAUGGACAAGUUUUUCUCUAGUUGUUUCCAGUAUGUAGAUGAAACAUUUUAUAAUCGAUUAAUGUUUGUUGCUCUUACUUGUACCAUGACAUGUUUAAAGUAUUUGCCCAGUAACUUAAGGUACAGUAGCCAAAUUCUUAUACAGUGUGUGACAAAUCCUGUACUAUAAAUGUAUAUAUAUAUAAAGGCAGCAUAGUGUAAUGAUUAUGACUCUGGACCCUGGAGUCAGAUUUCUGGUGUUCAAGUCCUGGCUCCACCAAUGUAAAGGGAAAAAAAAAAACCCUUUUUUUCUUUUUUUUUUAAGUCUCUACCCUCACACUCAAGUCGGUAGGAUAUUUCUGACACUGUCUACUUGGAGAUAGCAUCAGGUCCACAGGUUAAGAGCUCAGUCCCACAAGACUGCCCCCACUUCAGAUGCCAGUUGCAAGCCCUAGGUUGUGACCAGCGCUUCCAACUGACCACGUGUAAAUUGGAGUUCCCACGACCCCCUCCAUAGAUCGAAUUAAUUUAAUUUGCAAGAGCAGCUCACAGAACUCCGGGAAACAGUUUCCUUAGGUUUAUCCAUUUGUUGUAAAGGAUAUUACAAAGGAUACAGAUGAAUGACCAGAUGGAAGAGAUGCAUGCAAGGUAUGGGAGAAAAGGUGCAGCACUUCCAGGCCCUCUUCACGUGCCUCCAGGAACCUCCACAUGUUCACCUAUCUGGAAGCUUCCUGAACUCUGUCCUUUUGGUGUUUGUGGAGGAUUCAUUUCGCAGGCAUGAUUGAUCACAUCAGUUGGCCAUUGGUGAUCAACUCAGCCUUCAGCCCCUUUCCCCUGGGGUGGGGUUAAGCAGGGGGCUGAAAGCUUCAACUGUCUAAUCACAUGGUUGGUUUCUCUGGGGACCAGCCCCUCGUCCUGAGGCUAUCUAGAAACCCCCAGCCAUCAAUUAUUCCAUUAACAUACAAAAGAUACUCAUCUGGAGAUUCCAAGGGAUCAAGGAGCUGUGUGCCAGAAAUGAGGGGGCAGAGACCGAAUUUGCAUUUAUUACAGUAUCACAACCAGUUACCAUGUGACUUGGGCUCAUCACUUAACCUCCUGUGCUUCAGUUUCCUCUUUAGUGGAAAGUUAGGAUAACAAGAGUACCUAGCUCAUAGGAUUAUUGGGAUUAUACAGGUAAAGAGUUUAGAAUGGCACCUGGCACACAGCUUAUGUAAUAGUGUUAGCAGUCAUUAUCAUAUAGAGGUCCAUACAGGCCAGUGUUACACUUCGGUAAUUAGAGAUCAAAAAAUCUUUUUGUAGACUGUCUUCAUGUUUAAGAAGUGAUGUUACAGUGCUACUGUCCAUUGAAGAGAUGUCUUGUUCCAUGAAACUGCAUUUAGUAAAAGCAGAUCUGUUCUGCUAAUUCAUGGUAUUGAUGUGAAGUAAGUCCACUGAUCUGACUCAUGCACUGGAGAACUGUAAAAACUUCAUUAUAUAGCCUUUUUUUCCAACUGGAAAUCCCACUUAACCAAAACUUUAGAUGGAAGAUAUGCCACUUGCAUGUUCUGAGUUCUGUUCUGUUUUUUCCCUAAGUGAGAUAAAACAUCAAGGAAACCAGCUUCUGUCAGGAUCACCUUAUAGUUAGCACAGGACAUGAAAGAUCAGAUGUCAACUUCAUCUGUGCAGGCAUUAGCUGAAAGAAAAAAUAGACAGGCACUGCUGGGAGACAGUGGCAGCCAGAACUGGAGCACUGGAACAACAGAUAAAUAUGGGCGUCUGGACCGAGAGCUCCAGAGAGCCAAUUCUCAUUUCAUUGAGGAGCAGCAGGCACAGCAGCAGUUGAUCGUGGAACAGCAGGAUGAGCAGUUGGAGCUGGUCUCUGGCAGCAUCGGGGUGCUGAAGAACAUGUCCCAGCGCAUCGGAGGGGAGCUGGAGGAACAGGCAGUUAUGUUGGAAGAUUUCUCUCACGAAUUGGAGAGCACUCAGUCCCGGCUGGACAAUGUGAUGAAGAAACUUGCAAAAGUAUCUCAUAUGACCAGUGAUCGGCGCCAAUGGUGUGCCAUAGCCAUCCUCUUUGCAGUCCUGUUGGUUGUGCUCAUCCUCUUCUUAGUGCUGUGACGGCGGGGCCUCUGGGUGCGAGUUCCUCCUGCAUAUGAACCGAGGGGAGGAGGAGAAGCUGAGCACGUGUGACAUUGCCGUCUACUCACAUUCCUAUCCUGGAAACAUACUGCUGCACUGACUUUUCUCCGUGUGACCCCACAAUUGACAUGGCUCCUCCAUCCCAGCGCUGGAAGGGCCAGUGGGAAGAGGAAAUAGAUGUCUGCACUCCUGGCUGCAGCUGGACAACAGAAGCCCCAUGCCGCCUGUCCAGUUCGGAGGAGAACUAGCUGCUGCCUUGCCUUCCGGGACCUCGUUUGCUGAGGAGGGACUUACAGACUCCACUGGUGUUUUGCUGUUGCUCAUUCCAUGCAUCUUUGGCAGCUCUUUUCUUCUGCUCAGACCCUUCCCCGUGCUCAGACAGUGCACCGCUGUCCCAUCUAAAGAAACCUGUCAGGAAUACGAGCUUUUGGGUAUGUUUCGUUUCCCAUUGCUGUAGCAUUUCUUAUCCCUUGAGAGCUGAUGAUUAUUGAGGACAGAAGGCUCAGAAACAGUUUGUGACAGAAAAUGCAGUGUUUCAUUUUUCAGGGAUAAAUGCUAAGAUAAAAUUGCUUUUCCAGGUCGUUUUUUUUUUGUGGUAAGAAUAACUAAUGGAAAAUAAUGAAACACCCUGGGGUUUGGGGAUGCUAACAACUUGUGGCUUUAACUGACAGGAGCAAUUAAAAAGAGCAAGAGGGUUCUGCAUUGGCAUAGCUUAGGGAAGGGUUAAUGAUGUCGCCACAGGUCAGCUCCUGAUCCUUGCCGACUUGAUGUUGCUGUACCAGGGCUUCCUCCCCAGAGGUGCAGCUUGCGUUUUGAGGGUGAUUGCUACAUAUGUUGUUGCUAAACAGCUCAGUAACACACUUGAAUGAAUUUGGAUACCAGAUUGUCCUCAUUACAGUUCUUUUACUCCUAGGGCACUCUACACUGGGGGUUGGGGUUGGGAGUGGUUAGUACAUUUAUUACAUUUAUUCAGAAACGUAAUGACAUAAAAGGUUAGCUCUGGGCCAGACUUCUCUUACUCUGUGGGUAAUGGUAAGGAUGUGUAAGUAAACUUGGUUCUUUUUUUUCCCUAAGAUGACGACUUGAUUUUAUCAUCUGCAGUCAAAUAACUGAGCCAAUCCAAAUUUAAAUGAUAGAUGCUUUAAUUGAGUUUAAGUAGCUGAAACUGCUGAGACACUAAACUUUAACCUUCUGAUGACUUUUUAAAAUGCCUCAAAUGUGCACAUGUAUAUAGGAUAUUUUUAUAACUUCCCUGAUGAAUAAUCUGAUAUUAAAGUAGUAUUUGGACCCAGAGCCAGAACUCGGUGGUGGAGGCUGCUGGUCUCUCCUCACCACCUUCUUUUGCACUUGGAAAGAACAGCAACAUCUGGAUAGAGUUCUAGCUUUGACUUCUCAUUUCCUUGUCUUUUUGGGUGCAUUCCUCAGCACACUUUUUUUUUAAACCUUUUUGUUUUGUUUUGUUUGUAUUUCAUGUGGUUUUAUUUGGGGGUUUUGGUUUUUUCACCCUUUUUUGUGAUUUGCAAUGAUGUGCUUGCCCAGCUAACUUUUGAAUUGCACUUUUUAAUAAAUAUUCUUAACAAUUUUUGAAGAAGGAUAUUUUAUCUCAUUUGAGAUCAUGGUAGGUUAAGAAAAUAUGCCUGUUGAUGAAAGCUAAAAGCAAAUUUACGAAACUAAAAGGGUGAUUGACAUCCAUGUUUACACUCCGCUCUAAUGUUUGAUAUAUAAAUAAGUUAUUUUCAAAUUAGGAAAAAACAGUGAGUAUUACAAAGGGCUUCAGAUGUUUAGAGUACUAGGUUAUUUAUGUUUUACAAAGUUUGAAUCUUCUAUAAACUAAGAAAGGGGAUGAUCCUUAGAUUUGCAUUAAAAUAUAGAAGUCUUUUAAAGUAAAUGUGAACCUUGUCUAAGUACUGUAAUCCACACAACACAUUAUAAGAAGCAAACCAGCAUCUUAAGGAAUUAUAAAAUUACCCUAUUUAAAAGCCAUGCUAUUGUUCUGCUAUUACCAGAUUUAUUGUGCCACACAAAAGGAUCAUGUGUGUCAGCAGGGGCCGUUUGGAACAAACCUAGUCAUUAAUGAGUAAGAUACUCCUGUUAGUUCAGGGACCAAGUUUUAUGACCCAGAGGCUUAAUGAUGUUUGGAUAUAUUUCAAAUCGGCAUGCUUACCUCACUGAUUUAAAUUAUUUUCUAAAUAGUGGCCAUUGUAGACCUGACUCAGGCUGAAGCUAAAUAGAGAACAAUUUAGAAAGUUAACUAAAAACACAGUGCAUUCUACCCGUAGGGCCACCAUGCCCUUCUGCCCCUGGCUGACUUGAUCCUGUGUCUGAUCCCAUUGCACCCUGACUGGGCAGUCCCUACAGAACCAGUGUUAAUUUGAAGGGCCUCCACUCAGGCUCCAAAUGUGGCAGCCAAAGAGAACAAUCCAGGGAACCUACAUUUAUUUUUAAGGACAAAUAUUUCCUUCUCAGUGGUCCUCAUGUUCAGGGCUUUAGAGGGAACCCAGGUGGUCUCUUCACCCUGUGUCCUAGAAUGGGAGAGUAAGUAGACAGUGGUGAUAACCCCACACUGCUUUUAAGUGCAUCUUUAUAGUAUUUGGGGCUUUCUUACCCCUUUAGCCUUCUGUACCUAGUACCAUAUUCCAGUUUUAAAGAACUGGCAGAAUGUGAUGGAUAACAGAGGAAGAGCUCAAUUUAUGUUUAUUGGAAGAACAUUUUACUUAAAUGAUUUGAGGGGUGGGAGGGAGUGAACUACUGAGUUUGCCAGAGUGAAAAUCCAUCUGAAAAACUCAACUACCUUUAGUUUUUAGUCCUAAUUUUUGGUCUUGUCUCUGUGGACUGUGAAGAAUCACAAUGCUCUAUAUGCCCUGGACUGUGUGGCAAAUGCAGGUUGCAGCGUGUGUGUUACAUGAGGAUCUUCCACAAUUUCAGAAUGCACGCCAGAGCUGAAGGGGGAAACUUGGUAACUUGCCCAUUAUUCUCUGCUUUUAGCCAGAGUUAAACAGACUGAUGGGUCUGGUAGCCAACAACUUGGCAACUUCCACUCCUUCUCACCUCGUGAGAUUAAGGGCUGUGAAAAGAAAUCUAGUCUAACUCCAACAGAAAUCUGUCUCUGUUAAGUGUUUUACCUUCUGUAAGUAGAGAUGGUAGAGCCAAGAUUUUUCUUUUGGUAAUUUCCCUGUCUAUAAAGUGAGACCAAAGGGAUAUCUGUUCCCUGUUACCUUUUUGGAGAAUUCAUAACAUUUGAAGAUCAAAAAAUUGAAUGAUAAAUAUGAAUGGCUUUUCAAUUCUGUGGACUUUGUACCAUUUGGCUUCACCUUGUACUGCAAGAUGAAUUUGUAAACAAAACAAAAUUGGACUGUCUGGAAAGCUAAAGUUCUGAAAUAUGGAAUGUACUGCCUCUAAUUUUUCUUUGUCUUCCUCUCACUGGCAUUUUUUUCUCUCCCAGGUUUCUUAAGAAUAAUGUUUUUUAAAGGAGGCUUUUUGCCCAUCAAGAAUAAAAAGAAAUAAAACCAAAGGGUUACCGGA